AUGCCAUGGCUUAAACGCCUCAAUCUGAUGAUUAAUUGGAAAACCGGUGACUUUUGGUUUGGCAAGGAUGCCAAAUGGUCGCCGAAACCCACCGUCGAAGAUGUACCAGACGAAGAAGUUUCAAUUUUCAAAGAAGAUGACCUCCUGGAGUUAAUCACCACCGAAACUUCUCCGACCUCAUUUGGACAUUCAGAAUCUAUCAGAGAAAUCAUAGCCGAUGACACUGAGCGUGACGAGUUACCCGCAGUAUGGAAUAAUACCGAACCAGACGACCCACCAUUAGAACCCUCUAUGGAUCAAUUUGAUGAUGACGAUCUAGUUAUCUCCUAUAUUGCAGGAGAACCAGUUAUUGGAGUAUUUGAACCCAUCAGGAAGGAGUCACCUUUAACGAAUGAAAAGACUGGAACCGCAGUCUUCACUAUACGAAGAGGCCCCACCAUCAGAAGAAUUACACACAGUACUCGAUCCCCAUUAUUCUGUAAUGCACAGAAUACGGUUUUUUAUAAACCAUCCGGUAAAUCACAGGAAUUGGCACAACAAGCACACAAGGAAGCAUCAGCUGUAGACAAACCCAAAAUCGUUGAAGAGUUGGUCCCCAACUACCUCCACGAUUUGAAGUCAGUCUUUGAAAAGAAAGCAGCUGAAUGCUUCUCAGAAACCAGGCCCUGGGACCACACCAUUGACUUGAAACCCAAUUUUAUUCCACGAGACUGUAAAGUCUAUCCAUUAUCGCUCAAGGAACAAGGAGCGAUGGAUGACUUCUUGGAAGAAAAUCUGCGAAAAGGAUACAUUCGACCGUCGAAGUCCCCCAUGGCCUCGCCAUUCUUCUUUGUUGGAAAGAAAGAUGGAGCACUACAUCCCUGUCAGGACUACCAAUACCUGAAUGAGGGAACAGUGAAGAAUGCCUACUCUCUUCCUCCGCUCAUUUCUGAGCUCAUGAAUCAACUCAAAGGUGCAUCGAUCUUUACGAAAAUUGAUUUAUGCUCCGGAUAUAACAAUGUCAGAGUCAAAGAUGGUGACCAAUGGAAGGGUGCAUUUAAGACAAAUCGCGGACUUUUUGAACCUAUGGUCAUGUUCUUUGGACUCUGCAACUCCCUGGCGACUUUCCAAAUGAUGAUGAAUGCACUCUUCGAGGACAUGAUCGAUGAAGGAUGGAUAGUCAUUUACAUGGAUGAUAUCCUCAUCUUCUCAAACAAUUUGGAAGAACAUCACGUUCGAACUCAACGUGUACUCCAACGACUCAAAGACAACAACCUAUUCCUUAAACCGGAAAAGUGUUUCUUUGACGUUAAGGAAGUCGAAUUCCUAGGCAUGAUCAUUCGAGAAAACUACAUUGGCAUGGACCCUAUCAAACUUAAAGGAAUUGCAGAAUGGCCUGAACCAAGCACGGUAAAAGGUGUUCGCUCUUUCCUCGGGUUUGGAAACUUUUACCAGAAAUUCAUUGUCAACUUCUCGGAUAUUGCUAAACCAUUGAUGAACCUUAUGCGUACCGCUGCUGGAUCUCCACCUUUUGAAUGGACAACAGAAUGUCAGACAGCUUUUGAUACAUUGAAACAACGAUUUAGUACUGCCCCAGUGUUGUUGCUGCCCGACAAAGCAAAACCCUUCAUUGUCGAAUCUGAUGCUUCCAAGUUUGCUACAGGUGCAGUUUUAUGA
This is a messenger RNA of Sparassis crispa, 1656 nucleotides long. RefSeq lists its product as hypothetical. NCBI's taxonomy places the organism in Eukaryota, Fungi, Basidiomycota, Agaricomycetes, Polyporales, Sparassidaceae. The record is from RefSeq and is a predicted model, not a curated record. The coding region runs from base 1 to 1656 and encodes 551 amino acids. The transcript has a single exon.